Brassica oleracea var. oleracea is the source of this 1200-nucleotide messenger RNA. RefSeq lists its product as uncharacterized. Lineage: Eukaryota; Viridiplantae; Streptophyta; Magnoliopsida; Brassicales; Brassicaceae. The coding region runs from base 1 to 1200 and encodes 399 amino acids. The transcript has 7 exons. The record is from RefSeq and is a predicted model, not a curated record.
AUGAGUUCCUCUGCAACGUUUCUUCUGCUGACUUUUUCAGCAGUAGCUCUCAUUGUAGUUGCCAAAAGUGACAGAACAAUGCCAGUCGAAAUGGAGGAAAAUGAACUCGUGAGUUUACUCAACUCUAUCAAUAAACCUGCAGUCACCAGUUUCCAGACCGAGCAUGGUGAUAUACUGGAUUGCAUCGACAUUAAUAAGCAGCUUGCCUUUGAUCAUCCUCUCCUCAAGAACCAUACAAUUCAGUUGAGGCCUAGAAAUAUACCUAAAUGGACAGUAAACAAUAGCACUUCAAAGAAUGGUGGUUCCAUGCCGUUCCGACAAGAUGACAUAAGUUGUCCAUUUGGGACAGUGGUUGUUAAGAGGACUACACAUGAAGAUCUUAUACUAUCUCAGCGUUUAAAAUCCACGGGGUCCAAAUAUUUAACAUAUGUUACUUCAAAGGAUAAGAACAUUGAUUUAACUGGUUUUCAUUUUGCAAUGGCUGAGUACGGACAUAACAAUUAUGGAGCAAAGGUAAACCUUAGCAUCUGGGAACCAAAAGUUUCACCCACUCAAUUCAGUUCUGCGAGUAUGCUUAUUGGCGGAGGCUCUAAAGAACAGUUUCAAAGCAUUAGAGCUGGAUGGAUAGUUUAUCAAUGGUUGAACCGGAAUCACAGUCGCUUAUACACCUAUUGGACUGCAGAUGGAUUUACCAAGACAGGUUGCUAUAAUACAUUAUGUCCUGGUUUUGUGCAAGUGAGCAAAAGAGUCCCACUCGGCAUUCUUCUUGAACCAGUUUCUGUUUACGAUGGCCACCAAAGUGAAGUAGGGAUCGUCAUCUAUAAGGAUGUCGUCACAGGAAAUUGGUGGUUAUUUGUACACGACGAAAUGGUUGGAUACUGGCCAAACUCAUUGUUCACAAAAUCAGGUUUAGGCCAUGGAGCAGGUUUGGUUUCGUAUGGAGGAGAAGUAUACAGUCCAGUGAAUGAGAAGAGUCCAGGCAUGGGGAGUGGGCAUUUCCCGGCUGAAGGUUACACAAAGGCAGCCUAUGUGAAUGGUUUUGAAGUGGUCUGUAAUAAUGAUAGCAUAUUUUCAGAGCCAAGUUUUCCUGUAAUGAUGUUUGCAAACACCCCAAAAUGUUAUAGAGUAAUGCCUGGUCGAGGUCAACUUAGAGUUUGGUUCGACUCUCUCUUCUAUGGAGGGCCAGGAGGAUGUGUUUAA